This is a messenger RNA of Budorcas taxicolor (takin), 2268 nucleotides long. RefSeq names its product TANK binding kinase 1 (gene TBK1). Gene Ontology annotation, cellular component: cytoplasm. Lineage: Eukaryota; Metazoa; Chordata; Mammalia; Artiodactyla; Bovidae. The transcript is spliced from 20 exons. Gene Ontology annotation, molecular function: ATP binding; protein serine/threonine kinase activity. The coding region runs from base 1 to 2190 and encodes 729 amino acids. The record is from RefSeq and is a predicted model, not a curated record. Gene Ontology annotation, biological process: peptidyl-serine phosphorylation.
AUGCAGAGCACUUCUAAUCAUCUGUGGCUUUUAUCUGAUGUUUUAGGCCAAGGAGCUACUGCAAAUGUCUUUCGUGGAAGACAUAAGAAAACUGGUGACUUAUUUGCUAUCAAAGUAUUUAAUAACAUAAGCUUCCUUCGUCCAGUGGAUGUUCAAAUGAGAGAAUUUGAAGUGUUAAAAAAACUGAAUCACAAAAACAUUGUCAAAUUAUUUGCUAUUGAAGAAGAGACAACAACAAGACAUAAAGUACUUAUUAUGGAAUUUUGCCCAUGUGGGAGUUUAUACACUGUUUUAGAAGAACCAUCUAAUGCCUAUGGACUACCAGAGUCUGAGUUUCUAAUUGUUUUGCGAGAUGUGGUGGGUGGAAUGAAUCAUCUCCGAGAGAAUGGCAUAGUUCACCGUGAUAUCAAGCCAGGAAAUAUCAUGCGUGUGAUAGGGGAAGACGGACAGUCUGUGUACAAACUCACAGAUUUUGGUGCAGCUAGAGAAUUAGAAGAUGAUGAGCAGUUUGUUUCUCUGUAUGGCACAGAAGAAUAUUUGCAUCCUGAUAUGUAUGAGAGAGCAGUGCUAAGAAAAGAUCAUCAGAAGAAAUACGGAGCAACUGUGGAUCUUUGGAGCAUUGGGGUAACGUUUUACCAUGCAGCUACUGGAUCACUGCCAUUUAGACCAUUUGAAGGGCCACGUAGGAAUAAGGAAGUGAUGUAUAAAAUAAUUACUGGAAAGCCUUCUGGUGCAAUAUCUGGAGUACAGAAAGCAGAAAAUGGACCAAUUGACUGGAGUGGAGACAUGCCUGUUUCUUGUAGUCUUUCUCGGGGUCUUCAAGUUCUGCUUACUCCUGUUCUUGCAAACAUCCUUGAGGCAGAUCAGGAAAAGUGUUGGGGUUUUGACCAGUUUUUUGCAGAAACUAGUGAUAUACUUCACCGGAUGAUAGUUCAUGUUUUUUCACUACAACAAAUGACAGCUCAUAAAAUUUAUAUUCAUGGCUAUAAUACUGCUACUGUAUUUCAUGAACUGGUAUAUAAACAAACCAAAAUUAUUUCUUCAAAUCAAGAGCUUAUAUAUGAAGGACGACGUUUAGUUCUAGAACCUGGAAGACUGGCACAGCAUUUCCCUAAAACUUCUGAGGAAAACCCGAUCUUUGUAGUAAGCCGGGAACCUCUGAGUACCAUAGGAUUGAUAUAUGAAAAAAUUUCCCUCCCUAAAGUACAUCCACGUUAUGAUUUAGAUGGGGAUGCCAGCAUGGCUAAGGCAAUGACAGGAGUUGUGUGUUAUGCCUGUAGAAUUGCCAGUACCUUGCUGCUUUAUCAGGAAUUAAUGCGAAAGGGGAUACGAUGGUUGAUAGAAUUAGUUAAAGAUGACUAUAAUGAAACUGUUCACAAAAAGACAGAAGUUGUGAUCACGUUGGAUUUCUGCAUCAGAAACAUUGAAAAAACUGUGAAAGUAUAUGAAAAGUUGAUGAAGAUCAACAUAGAAGCAGCAGAGUUAGGUGAAAUUUCAGACAUACACACCAAGCUGUUGAGACUUUCCAGUUCUCAGGGAACAAUAGAAACCAGUCUCCAGGAUAUUGAAAGCAAAUUGUCUCCAGGUGGAUUACUCGCCGAUACAUGGACCCAUCAAGAAGGCACUCAUCCCAAAGAUAGACAUGUAGAAAAGCUACAAGUCCUGUUAAAUUGCAUCACAGAGAUUUACUAUCAGUUCAAAAAAGACAAAGCAGAACGUAGACUAGCUUAUAAUGAAGAACAAAUCCACAAAUUUGAUAAGCAAAAACUGUAUUAUCAUGCAACAAAAGCUAUGACCCACUUUACGGAUGAAUGUGUUAAAAAGUAUGAGGCUUUCUUGGAUAAGUCAGAAGAAUGGAUGAGAAAGAUGCUUCACCUUAGGAAACAGUUAUUAUCCCUAACUAAUCAGUGUUUUGAUAUUGAAGAAGAAGUAUCGAAGUAUCAAGACUAUACUAAUGAGUUACAAGAAACUUUGCCACAGAAAAUGUUUGCAGCCUCCAGUGGAAUCAAACAUACCAUGACCCCAAUUUAUCCAUGUUCUAACACAUUAGUAGAAAUGACUCUUGGUAUGAAGAAAUUAAAGGAAGAAAUGGAAGGAGUAGUUAAAGAACUUGCUGAAAAUAAUCAUAUUUUAGAAAGGUUUGGCUCAUUAACCAUGGACGGCGGCCUCCGCAAUGUCGACUGUCUUUAGCUUUAUAAGAAGUCUGAGGCAGGUUUCAGUUUGCACAAGAAAAUAAUGUCGAGGCAUUAAAUGAAUGCCUGUAUAGGU